AUGGAACCCAUGAAUGUUUGUCCCAAUAACGUUAAUAGUGCAUUUGUUGGACCUGAUGGGAAAGUCCAGAAAUUCCCAUUAACACAGAAGGAAAAAGAUAUGUAUGCUUCGCAGCGUGCUCUUGAACUAAGAAAAUUCUAUGACCCUUAUCAAGCAGAUAUAAAUCCACACUCUUCUGAGGACACGUUAAAUGGUCGCCUCAACUCUGAUGGAGCACUCGAUUCUUAUGCCGAGGUUGCUAUAUGGCGGUUAGGGGGUGUUCAUUCUAUGAUCAGUAGUAUCAUCGAUGGCUCUACCCAAUACUUUAUUGCAGGAGCACGACGCGAUAAAUCCUCACCUGAUGAUGAUAUUGUUAAUGAUGCAUGGUUCGGUUGUUUUCAAGUGCCAACGCCAGGUGGGCUUUGUGAGAACACCUUGGCCAUUAGUAAUGCUGAAGAGGAUCCCUAUCCUUGUUUCAUUAUCGAUGAUCUGACCAAGGAUCCAAGGUUUGCCAAUCUAUCAAUAGUAGAUGGAUCUUUAGCUUCAUAUGUGUGGUAUGCUGGAGCUCCAAUUACUACCAAAAAUGGUAUAAACAUUGGUGUUUUAUGUGUCUUCGGCGAUCGUCCCAUCACCGGGUUGAAUUUGGAGAGGAGAAAAUUCCUAUAUCAUCAAGCAAACAAUAUCAUGAAAUACAUGGAAACGCAACGUGAGGCUAUCGAAAGACACCGAGUUGCGCUCAUGUCAAAAGGAAUUGCUACCUUUCUAGAAAGAACUUCUCGUUAUACCAGCAGUGGUUUUGAUGAUCCAUACAGCUCAAAGGAAGUAGUUGACGAUGUGACUAACAAAUUCAUCCCCGACGAGACUGAUACCCGACGAGAUGAUUGGCAAAGUGGACAUUCUAACAUGUCAAAUCAACCACACCAGUCUUCGGAAUCUGUACUCGAUCAGAUACGGAUAACUUUAGACCACGCUGCUGAGAUUCUUCGAGAAUCUCUUGAACUUAGCGUCGGGGGUGUUGUAUUUUUAGACACGACCACUGGUCAUAGUACAGCGGGAAAUAUGGAUGCUUACUUGGAUACAAGCACUGAUUUAGGUAUGGAAGUGAAGCAGGCUGAAUCGAGGAAAUCAUCCGUCCCUAAUGGAGAACGGCCAAACUAUGAAGAUUACCGAAGAAGGUUAUCUCAAGGUACAAUACGGACUUCGACAGAUAAGCAUAAACCGGCAAAGAUUCUUUCCAUGUCAGCAGCGAAAGUUGCAACUUGGGACUCGGAAGCCCAUGUCUUGGAUGGAAAAACCAUUCAAUCAUUGAUUAAUUCCUACCCAAAAGGAAAUGUUUGGUAUAUUGACGAUAAUGGCUAUUUCUCAAGUUUAGAGCAAAUUAACGACCGAAAACACGUGCCUUCCAACAGUAAUUGCCCAACCGAAAAACCUCGAACAUCUAAUAAUUUCGAUGCUACUAAGCAGGAAGCUGAAGCAAUUAUGCUUGCCAAGGUAUUCCACAAAGCAAGACAAAUAAUAUUCCUUCCUCUUUGGGAUUCUGCUGGAGAGAGAUGGUAUUCAGCCACAUUUGUUUGGAGUCAAUCGGCAGUUCCUGUUUUUACAGUAAAUAACGAGAUAUCUUACCUGUCUGCAUUCACAAGCUCGGUCAUGGUGGAAAUUAGUCGAUUGGAUGCAUUGAUUUCCAACAAGAUGAAGUCCGACUUUAUUAGCAGCAUUUCUCAUGGAAUUCGUCUCAACAAUUCAAAAUUGCAGUGGAACUCUUUUGGAUCCUUCUCGAGCGAGCUUCAUCAAGUAACUAAUGUAGCUUUGUUAUGCGAGGAUACAAUUAAUGGAAUGAUUGCUGCUAAUCACUUUAGAAGUGUUGCUCCAAUGUAUAAUUUGGCACUUUCAAAUGGUUCAACAAACGACAAAAACAAUAUUUCGCCAAAUGAAAGCGCAGCACCAUUGCAAAUUAUUUUAGAUUUUGAAAUGCGGGAUUGGACUUACAAAGUUCAUGCUGGUGCGAUACAACGUAUUUUAAUGAACGUCUUUGGUAAUUCGCAAAAAUACACAGACAAGGGUUAUGUUCAAGUACAAUUACAAUUACAGCAGCGGACAACUGUUACAGAUAUUCCGGCUUCAACAUCACACCAUACGGGAGACUUCAUGUGCUUGCGUAUUAAAGAUUCUGGCAGAGGAAUGUCGACCGAAUACAUGGAACGUAAACUUUACCAUCCAUUUGCUCAAGAGAAUAGUUUUACUCCUGGUGUUGGUUUGGGACUUUCUAUUGUCUGGAGCAUCGUAAAACAAUUGGGUGGUACUAUUGUAGUACAUAGUGAGUUAGGCAUAGGAACUGAUGUCGAGGUUCUCAUACCCGUGGAAAAAGCAGAGCCUCCUUCGUAUGACGAUGUAAUGAGUGGAGAUACUGUUGAUACUACCGAUGUCAGGAUCGCCGCCGAAAAAGCCAUGAGAUCACUUCGCGAUAGAGCAGCUGGAAAAGUAAUCUCUUUCGAUCGUGGCCAGCUUACAUCCCCACAGAAUCAUGCUUGGGACUGUAUCCAAAAAUACUGCUCCGAGUGGUAUGGGUUCGAUAUAAGAAAAUCUGCUGGAAGUCCACAGACUGAAGAUUUACUUCUUAUUAAUGAGACAUCUAAAUUUCCAGAAUGCUCCCCUUGUCAAAGAAUAUUAGUGAUUCAUGCCGCAAUGAGUUAUCCGAUUAUCAAUAGGCAAGAUAAUCAGCAUUUUAUUGCCCAUAUUUCACAACCAAUAGGACCUUACAGACUCGCUCGAUCAAUUCUUGCUUUACUUGAACAGACGAAUAGCGAACCACGCCACAGGGAUGCCACUACACAAACACCCCUUGGAUCACCAGGAGAGCGUUUUGAUAAUGAAAUGGGAGAAUACAGUUUCUUGCCACUACAAGAGCCAGAACCAAAUGCAACACAUGAAGUAACCCUCAGCUCAGCAAAUCAAAAAAUUCGUGAUGAAUUUGCUGAGUCCUUGAAAAGGCUCGAGCAACUUCAACUACAAGCACCUCCUACUGCUCCACCUGAGCCGGUACCUGGACCCCCAAUCCCUCAGCGUAUAUCCUCGAAACAAGGACCUCCAAUUUCACCUCCGCCGCCUAAAGCCCCUAAAGUCGCCCCAGAAAACACGCCGCUUCGUAUCCUGGCUGUCGACGACAAUGCACUCAAUCUUCAAUUAAUACACCGUUACCUCCAAAAACGCAAAAUAGACACCAUAGUCAACGCGAGGGAUGGUUUAGAAGCAGUGGCGGCUGUCAAGGCAUCGGAACAUGGUUUUGAUGUUAUAUUUAUGGAUAUCUCAAUGCCUAACAUGGAUGGAUUCGAAGCCACAAGAUUGAUUAGAGAUUUGGAAGCGGAAAGGGAAAUCUGUGUAGGGUUAAAUGAUUUGGCGGCUUGGGGUGAAUGGAGAGAAGAUGGAAGCGAGAGGAAGGUUUAUGAGGUGAAACAAAGGGAUAGAGCGUAUGUGGUUGCAAUGACGGGUUUGGGAAGUCAGAAAGCGAGAGAUGAGGCGGAUAGGAGUGGGUUUGAUGAUUUUUUGACGAAACCGGUUAAGUUACCGAAGGUGGGGGAGUUGUUGAAGAGAUUGAGUUGUGAGAAGGCGGAUAGGUUGUAUGGGAAUGCGGCGUUGUAA
Sclerotinia sclerotiorum 1980 UF-70 is the source of this 3615-nucleotide messenger RNA. RefSeq lists its product as hypothetical. Bases 1 to 3615 code for a protein of 1204 amino acids. Gene Ontology annotation, molecular function: transferase activity, transferring phosphorus-containing groups. The transcript is spliced from 11 exons. Gene Ontology annotation, biological process: phosphorylation; phosphorelay signal transduction system. Lineage: Eukaryota; Fungi; Ascomycota; Leotiomycetes; Helotiales; Sclerotiniaceae. The record is from RefSeq and is a predicted model, not a curated record.